GAUUUUUGUCGAGCUCGAUCCAUCGGCGCUAGGCUAUGGAUUUGUAGGAAAGGGAAUAAUGUCAACGACACACAGCUUGAUGUAUUUGUAAUCUCACUCGGUUCCUGGUUGAAGUCGGAAGCGGGAGGAUUUGUGAAAACCGCUUGGUGGAUAUAUUCACAAUGGAACGUGUCAAAAGGGAAUUUCGGCUCAGAAACUUCGGGUUCUGCGACACAUCGCCGGAGGAGUUUUACCGAUUUCAGUUUUACUGGCCUAGGCAGCCGACUAGCUACGUCGUGUACCGAGUGAUCAUCGCUUUCUACCAAGUCUUAUGGAAUGCUCUGGUGAUCAUUUACUGGGACGACACCCGAUUCUACCGACCUGUCGACACGACUGCCAAAUGGCCGAUCUAUCUCUCAAAUUGGUCUUUCUUCUUCCUCACCCUUUAUUUCGUCACAGCAGCCGCUUCAGCUGUGACGUAUCACCUCAGCAAGAGCAAGAGUAAAGUGUCUUCCACGUCUCCCGAAUCAACUCGGAUCGGAUCCAUCAAAACAACCUCACCGAUUCUACCCGCGUCCGGGGACCCGACAGAGCCCGACCUCUCCUUCGUCACCCGACCGUUACCAUGGUACUUCAAGCUCACCUGGUUCCUCCAGAGCAUCGCGUCAUCCGCGGUCCUCUUCGUUGCCAUGGGUUACUGGUUCUUCGAGUACAACCCCGAGCUGGAGAAACUCCACGUGUUCACCCUCCACGUGCACGCCGUCGGGACGGUGCUCGCGCUGGUUGAUUUCACGGUCGUCGCGCACCCAUUCCGCGUGUUGCACUUUGUCUACCCGGUGCUCUAUUUCACUGUGUACAUCAUCUUCACGGUGAUCUACUACUACGCGGGGGGUAUCAACCCGUACGGGGGAAAAGAGAUGUACGAGGGUCUAAUCGACUGGGAGGACGGCGUCAAGGAUAGCGUGGCAAUGACCAUGGUGUUUAUCUUUGUGUUAGGUCCGGUGUUGCACGCGAUGUAUUUUGGACUGUAUCUCCUGCGGCGUUUGGUGGCUGGCGAGAUUUCGGUGUCGUGUCGACGGCGUCGAGGAGGUCGCGCAGGUGCCGGAGAGAAGAGCAGGGGUGAGGGGGAGGAUGCGGAAAAGGAGGAAGAUCGCAAGAGACUGGACGAGAAUAUUGAAAAUUGCAACACAGAAUGUUAAAUUACUCGUAUGUGUCGAUAAUCAUAAUUAUCACAAAUGUCUUGCAGUAAAUUCGACAAAUGGUUGUUACAUACAUUUCUUUAAAGC
Messenger RNA from Strongylocentrotus purpuratus (purple sea urchin), 1265 nucleotides. Its product is annotated as protein rolling stone. Gene Ontology annotation, cellular component: membrane. NCBI's taxonomy places the organism in Eukaryota, Metazoa, Echinodermata, Echinoidea, Camarodonta, Strongylocentrotidae. The transcript is spliced from 3 exons. The coding region runs from base 162 to 1178 and encodes 338 amino acids. The record is from RefSeq and is a predicted model, not a curated record.